Messenger RNA from Verticillium alfalfae VaMs.102, 927 nucleotides. RefSeq names its product AP-2 complex subunit mu. Gene Ontology annotation, cellular component: cytoplasmic vesicle; AP-2 adaptor complex. Lineage: Eukaryota; Fungi; Ascomycota; Sordariomycetes; Glomerellales; Plectosphaerellaceae. The record is from RefSeq and is a predicted model, not a curated record. The transcript has a single exon. Gene Ontology annotation, molecular function: clathrin-cargo adaptor activity. The coding region runs from base 1 to 927 and encodes 308 amino acids. Gene Ontology annotation, biological process: clathrin-dependent endocytosis; intracellular protein transport.
AUGUACAUCACCCCCGAGGGCGUCAAGUCGGAGCGCGCGGCCGAGGACUCGGCCAAGAUCACCAUGCAGGCGACGGGCGCGCUCUCGUGGCGCAAGGCCGACGUCAAGUACCGCAAGAACGAGGCCUUUGUCGACGUCAUCGAGGACGUCAACCUCCUCAUGUCGGCAACGGGCGCCGUGCUGCGCGCCGACGUCACGGGCCAGAUCGUCAUGCGCGCCUACCUCUCCGGCACGCCCGAGUGCAAGUUCGGCCUCAACGAUCGCCUGCUCCUCGACAAUGACGGCCUGCUGUCGCUGCCCUCGGGCAACCGCCAGGGAACCAAGGCCACCAAGGCCGCCGCCGGCAGCGUCACGCUCGAGGACUGCCAGUUCCACCAGUGCGUCAAGCUCGGCAAGUUCGACAGCGACCGCAUCAUCUCGUUUGUGCCGCCCGACGGCGAGUUUGAGCUCAUGCGCUACCGCGCCACCGAAAACGUCAACCUGCCCUUCAAGGUCCACGCCAUUGUCAACGAGGUCGGCCGCACAAAGGUCGAGUACAGCAUCUCCAUCAAGGCCAACUUUGGCUCCAAGCUCUUCGCCACAAACGUCGUCGUCCGCAUCCCGACCCCGCUCAACACGGCCAAGAUCACCGAGCGCUGCACCCAGGGCAAGGCCCGCUACGAGCCCUCGGAUAACGUCAUCGUCUGGAAGAUCGGCCGCUUCGCCGGCCAGAGCGAGUUUGUCCUCAGCGCCGAGGCCUCGCUGUCGAGCAUGACCAACCAGCGCGCCUGGAGCCGCCCACCCUUGAGCCUCAACUUUAGCCUCCUCAUGUUCACGAGCAGCGGCCUGCUGGUCCGCUAUCUCAAGGUCUUUGAGAAGAGCAACUACUCGAGCGUCAAGUGGGUGCGGUACAUGACGCGGGCCGGGUCUUACGAGAUACGCUUCUGA